Messenger RNA from Arachis duranensis, 468 nucleotides. RefSeq lists its product as uncharacterized. The record is from RefSeq and is a predicted model, not a curated record. The transcript has a single exon. Bases 1 to 468 code for a protein of 155 amino acids. Lineage: Eukaryota; Viridiplantae; Streptophyta; Magnoliopsida; Fabales; Fabaceae.
AUGUUCCUAGGGAAAGGAACACCCGAGCAGACCUCCUUGAAUGCUAGCAAGCACCAAGCUGGGCACGGGAAACAGGUCGUUGAUCCAAGGGAUGGCGACCGAACCAACGAUCAUCUUGUGCGCAAGCCAAGCUCCAAAAACCCCCUCAUGGAUAGCCCGAUCUUCCGAUACCUGGAGCAUGUGGAAACACCCCCGAAUGAGAAAGAAGAGCAAGCCACCAGAAGGGAAGCCCCCAAAUAUGUAAUCAUACAGGGACAGUUGUACAAACGAGGGAUCCACCAACCCCUGCUCAAAUGCCUACACCCCGACCAGACGGACUACGACCUAAGCGAAGUCCACGAGGGGUGUUGCAGUCAUCAUAUUAGAGGAAGGUCGCUGGCAAGGAAGAUCAUCAAGGCAGGAUAUUAUUGGCCCACAAUGAUGUCGGACGCCCAGGAGUUCGUCAGGAAAUGUAAGAAAUACCAAUAA